AUGAAAGGGAGGUCAACUACAGAAGCAAUACAUAUUCUAAGGAGAUUGAUAGAAAAAUAUAGAGCGAAGAAGCAAGAUUUACAUAUGGUGUUCAUCGACCUUGAAAAGGCAUAUGACAUUGUCCCACGUCAACUGAUUUGGGAUAGUUUGGAGGGUCGAGGGCUAUCUGGGAAUGUCUGCGCGCCUGUAGGGGAUACAAACUUCUUUCCUGUGGAGCUAGGACUCCACCAAGGGUCUGCGUUGAGUCUCUUUCUUUUUGCGGUGGUCUUGGAUGAGUUAUCCAAGUUGAUCCAGGAGACAGUUCCGUGGCGCAUGCUUUCUGCAGACAAUAUUGUGUUGAUUACAGAAACUAAACAGUGCCUGAACAUGAGGGUAGAGGAGUGGCGAGUCGCUCUAGAGGGCAAGGGCUUAAGGAUUAGUUAUUCUAAGACCGAGUAUUUACACUGUGAUUUCAGUGGUGUAGCCGAUGACGAUGACACCCAAAUUACCAUUGAGGAUUAA
Helianthus annuus (common sunflower) is the source of this 501-nucleotide messenger RNA. RefSeq lists its product as uncharacterized. The coding region runs from base 1 to 501 and encodes 166 amino acids. The record is from RefSeq and is a predicted model, not a curated record. NCBI's taxonomy places the organism in Eukaryota, Viridiplantae, Streptophyta, Magnoliopsida, Asterales, Asteraceae. The transcript is spliced from 2 exons.